UUUUUUGCCUUAAAAUUCAGUGUUUUUUUAAUUUAAUUAUGAAGUCUUCACAUUCGAAUUCCCCAUUGGUCACUGGAAUUUCUCCACAUCAAGGUUCACCUGGAACACAGAUUACAAUUCGUGGUCAAAAUCUUGGCGAAGAUCCAAAUGAUAUUGUAGCCCUUAUUAUUUGUGGAACAGAUUGUUUAGCAACUGCUAAAUGGAAGUCUUCCUCAAAAAUUGUUGCUAGAUUGGGUGGGCAAGCAAAGCGGGGUGUUGGUGAUAUUUUAAUAGUUACUAGAUCUGGUGGGAGAGGACAUUCAGAAGUUCAGUUUCGUGUAUUUAUUGAGCAAAUUGGCCCUCUUCAAGAAUCUAUAGUUUGGGUAGAUGAAUCUAAAACAGUUCCUGGACGAAAUUUACUUCGAAAUGUUGGGGAAACAAAUGAUAAUGAGGAUGCUUUAGAAUUGGGCGUUGACCCACAGAAGAAAUUGGAUCAUUCGACACUUUUAAAAUAUUUCCCAGAUUCUUCUGGAAGUAGAAAAAUGGAUAAGUUUAACCCUCGUUGGUAUUUGUUGGAGAACUACAAAAAUGCAAGCCUAUCGGACUUAAAACGCGGACUUAAAAACUUGGAAGAACGAAUCCAACGAGAAGACCAAUCUUCUAAACAACUACAUAAAGCUAGUCUUUUCCCAUUAGUUAGCUGUGUUGAUGCUUUAGCCAAACUUCAAUCAAAAAUUCAACAACAAAAAAGAGCACAAAAAGAAGCUGGAGGCCAAUGGCCGACAACAAUAAAAUUAUCUGAAAAAUUGGAUUUGGCAAGGGAAACAGCAGAUCAAUUAUUUAAAGAUGUUUUGGCGAGAAAAGAUGCUGCGGAUUCAACGAGGAAUGCUUUGUCUGUGCUAACACGUUUUCGAUUUAUUUUUUUCUUGGCUGAACAGAUCGAGGACAAUUUGGCAAAGGGUGAAUAUGCUACCAUUUUAAAUGACUACGCUCGAGCAAAAGCACUUUUCAAGGACACUGAAGUUAGCUUGUUUAAAGAAGUAAUGGCUGUACUUGACGAAAAAAUUGACAGACUUCGAGGAAUUAUCAGAAAACUUUUGGUUGAUAUAACAACUCCUUUUGAGGAACAAAGCCGUUUGAUAAAAUAUCUCAAAAUUCUAGAUCCCGAAUCUGAUCCAGCUUGGGAUUGUAUGAUGGCAUAUCACGGUUGGUUGGAAAGUAUGUUGUGGGAACUUCAAAGGCAAUUUCAUGCACAAGAAGAGCAAUCACUCCUUCGAGAAGAUACGAAUGCUACCUCUUCAAUUUCUUAUGAUCUAGAUACUCCCAGACCUCUUGGAUAUUUCCGUCAAGCAUUUGUUACAGAUUUGCUGAGUUUAUUAACAGACAAAUUACACACUUUCUGGAAAAUUUCUCAAAAUUUUGCUGUGACUGGUUCUGGCACAACUAUUGCAUCUUUAUUGCCUGCUUCGCUUGCUGAAGCUACAGAGAUUCAGGAACGUCAAAUGGAUAUUGAUCAAAUGCUUGCCAAUACAAUAAACGUUGCUUCUUGGCUUUUAUUAAAUGCUCUAGUGCCUGGAUCUUUACCGGAAUCAGUAACAAAGCAGCACACUGAUGAUCAAUUUGUUCAAUGGCCUGCAAUAAAUUCAGCUGCUCAAUGGAAUGUUAUGUUUUCCUCGAUUAAAUUGCUACGAAAUUCAAUAAAAGCUUUAAUUGAUUGCCAAUUGGCUAGGCAUCAUUUGCAACCACUUUUUGAACUUUGUACAACGGUUCGUUUAAAAUGUUUGGGAAUGCUUGUUGAGAGAGGGAAAGAAGGUUUUUUGCUUUUUUACUUUAUUAUCUUUUGGCGUACCCAAGGAGAUUUUUGUCCCUUGAAAUGGUGAUAACGGGAACCUUUGUGAGGUGACUAUUAAAAGUGUUCGC
Messenger RNA from Meloidogyne enterolobii, 1899 nucleotides. NCBI's taxonomy places the organism in Eukaryota, Metazoa, Nematoda, Chromadorea, Rhabditida, Meloidogynidae. The record is from the annotation of a GenBank genome assembly.